UGGUUUAGUGGGAGGGGAUAUAACUCAAGAAUGUUGGUAUCAUCCAAGUAGUAUGCUUGUGUGUGUGUGUGGACUGCAGAUACACUGCAGCCCUUCUAUGCUACAGCAGACCCUUGGGAAAUAUACACUGCAGCCCUUCUAUGCUACAGCAGACCCUUGGGAAAUACCCACAGACUAUAUUUCACCUUGCUGUAGCACAGCCAUAAAACCCCUGACACUUGGGGUUUAAAUCAAGACAAGGCAUUCUGCUUAUUUAUAAUUUAAAUUCUUCCAACUCGGAGUAACUGUGUUUCAAUAAGAGUCCAUGUAUCAGAAGCCCAUUAGAUUUAUCUGUCUGACAUGACUGGAUAAAUUAACCAGGAUAAAUUAUCUAACCAUGCAGACAUGUCUCCUGUCAAGUUUAGCCCAAGUGAUCUUCUUUGUUAAUUUUCAAUGACAUUGUCUGUGAGAUCAAUUGUCCCCUUGAUUCUCAAUCCCAGUUAUUUACAGUUUUGCUAUAUUUCAUGUCAGCAGUUGUUAUGAAUCAUAAUGAAUGGCUUUGAAAAGAUAGGCUAGUGUUAUGGAGCUGGUUAGAUGGAGUGUUGGUGCGAAUAGAGCCUCUCUUAAACUGGGAAGAUCUUAGGUAGUAGCUGUGGUUUGAAUUAGACGUGACCUCUAGCAGUGGGAUUGAAUUAAUGUAUGGUUGACUCUCUGUCACACACACACGUUCCUUCAUCCAUCAUAGGUUGGAAUGGGCUGAUUCAGUAGGAAUCACUGCUGAGUGAGUGGGACCUCAGCUUAGACUUCCGCCUCCCUUUUACAUUGUGCACAACAAGUCUGACACGUAUUUAGGAGGAUAGGCUAUAGGUCUCUAGGUUGUUUUCUCUUUGAAAUACCCAGAUUUUCAACCAUUUUCAUGAUGUUCGGACUAGGAAUGCAGGCCCAGGCUAUAUUUGAUGGUAUCGAGGAGCUAUGUUCUAAGAGGGAUGAGCUGAACCGUCAGAUCCAGCAGGAGGAGAAGGAAAAGGGUCGUCUGCAGCACGACAUCCGUGUCCUCACCGAGAAACUAAGCCGCGUCAAUGAGAGCCUGGCCCGACGACUCUCCGUCCGCGCUGACUUUGACCACACCAUCGGCGAGACCGAGGGUGCCUUUAUGAAGAUUCUGGAGAGCUGUCAAACACUGCUGAGUGUAAUAAAGAAGGAAGCAGGAAAUCUCGGCAAAGCCACUGAACCCGGAAGGAAAGACCACUGACGUCCAGACUACCGCCCCUAAACCUCUAACCCAGACACCAGCAUUUCCCCUCACCCUUGUAACUGUGCACUGUUUGUACACUGAACAAAAAUAUAAAUGCAACAUGCAACCAUUUUAAAGAUUUUACUGAGUUACAGUUCAUAUAAGGAAAUCAGUCAAUUUAAAUAAAAUCUUUAGGCCCUAAUCUAUAUCUUUAAAAAAAGGUAGGGGCGUGGAUCAGAAAACCAAUCAGUAUCUGGUGUAACCACCAUUUGCUUCAUGCAGCUCAACACAUCUCCUUCGCAUAGAGUUGAUCAGGCUGUUGAUUGUGGAAUGUUGUCACACUCCCCUUCAAUGGCUGUGCGAAGUUGCUGGAUAUUGGCGGGAACUGGAACACAAUGUCGUACACGUCGAUCCAGAGCAUCCCAAACAUGCUCAAUGGGUGACAUGUCUGGUAACUAUGCAGGCCGUAGAAGUGUGACAUUUUCAGCUUCCAGGAAUUGUGUACAGAUCCUUGUGACAGCAUUAUCAUGCUGAAACAUGAGGUGAUGGCGGUGGAUGAAUGGCAUGACAAUGGGCUUCAGGAUCUCGUCACGGUUUCUCUGUUCAUUCAAAUUGCCAACAAUGAAAUGGAAUUGUGUUUGUUGUCUGUAGCUUAUACCUGCCCAUACCAUAACCCCACCGCUACCAUGGAUCACUCUGUUCACAACGUUGACAUCAGCAAACCGCUCGCGCACACACAACGCCAUAAACACUGUCUGCCAUCUGCCCGGUACAGUUGAAACCGGGAUUCAUCCGUGAAGAGUACAUUUCUCCAGCGUGCCAGUUGCCAUCGAAGGUGAGCAUUUGCCCACUGAAGUCAUUUACGAUGCCGAACUGCAGUCAGGCCAAGACCCUGGUGAGACUGACGAGCACACAGAUGAGCUUCCCUGAGCGGGUUUCUGACAGUUUGUGCAGAAAUUAUAUGGCAAUAGCUCUGGCUGGCAUUCCUACAGGCAGCAUGCCAAUUGCUCCCUUAAAACCUGAGUCAUCUGUGGUGUUGUUUGACAAAACUGCACAUUUUUGAGUGGCCUUUUAUUGUCCCUAGCACAAGGUGCACCUUUGUAAUGCUGUUUAAUCAUCUUCUUGAUAUGCCACACCUGUCAGGUGGAUGGAUUAGUAAACAAAUUUGUGCACAACAUUUGAGAGAAAUAAGCUUUGUGUGUGUAUGGAACAUA
Messenger RNA from Salmo salar (Atlantic salmon), 2427 nucleotides. RefSeq lists its product as uncharacterized. Lineage: Eukaryota; Metazoa; Chordata; Actinopteri; Salmoniformes; Salmonidae. The record is from RefSeq and is a predicted model, not a curated record. Gene Ontology annotation, cellular component: axon; centrosome; ciliary basal body. Gene Ontology annotation, biological process: axon extension.